Spodoptera exigua (beet armyworm) is the source of this 984-nucleotide messenger RNA. Lineage: Eukaryota; Metazoa; Arthropoda; Insecta; Lepidoptera; Noctuidae. The record is from the annotation of a GenBank genome assembly.
AUGUGGGAUCAACGCUGCCUGACAACAAUUUUAAAACUAUUCUUCUCACCGCAAACCCUUGAAGUUGGAUAUGUGUACUCAGAAUCUGGCAGAUACUAUUGUCCAAGAUCGGAUAAACUAGAAACAUAUAGAGAUUACGUAGAAUCGUUACCAAAUGUCGAGAACCCCGAAGUAUUCGGAAUGCACGAAAACGCGAAUAUAGCAUUUGAGAACAAGGAAUCUCACACUUUAAUACAAACAAUAGUAGAUGUACAGCCUCGUGCCGUCGGUUCUGGUGGCGGAGAUACACCUGAUCAGAUUGUCUGGCGAAUUUGUGAUCAAACCCGAUCCCAAGUAUCUAAAUCCAUCGAUAAAUCGCUCAUUAAUCCAGACCUUAUGAUACCUGAUGACAUGGGGCAACUACAUUCUCUCACGACUGUGCUUAUACACGAAACAGACAGGUUCAACACACUGCUUAAUUUAAUACAUCGUUCACUGAAUGAACUUCAGAAAGCAAUUAAAGGUAUUGUGGUAAUGUCCGAAGAGUUUGAAGAAGUUUUUAACUCUUUUAUGAACAACAAAGUCCCCCAGAUGUGGCAUAAAAAGGGCUACAAUUCCUUAAAAACUCUUGGCAGCUGGAUACAUGACCUUACUUUAAGAGUUGACUUCAUAGAGAAAUGGUUGAUAGACGGCGCUCAGCCAAGCAGUUGGGUAUCGGGGCUAUUUUUCCCACAAGGUUUACUCACAGGGUCACUACAGUCAUACGCCAGACGAUUCCGUGUGCCUAUUGACGCGCUCAUGUUUGACUUCUUUCCAUUGCCGAUUUUCUUGUCACAAGAUGAUAUUUUCAAACAAAAUAAAAGGAAAAAGGGCGACGAGGGGCCCAAUGUGUACCAAUCCUUGGCGCUGCCUGAAGAUGGUGUGAACAUACACGGGUUGUUUAUUGACGCUGGGCGCUGGGACAUGGACAAAAGUCGUUUAGUUGAUGCAUAUCCUGGUAAGUGA